This is a messenger RNA of Bombina bombina (fire-bellied toad), 1557 nucleotides long. RefSeq names its product homeodomain-interacting protein kinase 4-like. Gene Ontology annotation, cellular component: nucleus; cytoplasm. Gene Ontology annotation, biological process: peptidyl-threonine phosphorylation; peptidyl-serine phosphorylation. The record is from RefSeq and is a predicted model, not a curated record. NCBI's taxonomy places the organism in Eukaryota, Metazoa, Chordata, Amphibia, Anura, Bombinatoridae. Gene Ontology annotation, molecular function: protein serine/threonine kinase activity; ATP binding; protein tyrosine kinase activity. The coding region runs from base 1 to 1557 and encodes 518 amino acids. The transcript is spliced from 2 exons.
AUGGAGCACUUACGUUCUAAAACGGAUUAUUAUGACAUUAUGGACUUUUUGGCAGAUGGGUCAUUUGGAAAUGUAGUAAAAGGUAAGAAGAGGAGUAGUGGCGAAUUGGUGGCUAUUAAAUUCCAUAAGGAGAACAUCUCCAGAAAGGAAAUUAUGAAUGAGAUCGAAAUGCUCAAUGCUUUAGGACAAGUGGACCCAGAGGAAUGGCAUAUUAUCCGCUUCUAUGAGUAUUUUUAUUAUAACAUCAAGUACUACUUUGUUUUUGAGCACCUGCAGAAAGAUCUAUUUGAAUUCCAGAGGGAGAAGAAGUUUUCACCCCUACCUAUUAUGCACAUCAGAACAAUUACCACCCAGCUCCUGAAAGCCCUAAGCAAGUUAAAGGAACUUUCAAUAAUACAUACAGAUCUGAAGCCGGAAAACAUAAUGAUUGUUGACCAGGCAAGAUACCCUUUUAGAGUCAAAUUAAUUGAUUUUGGAUCUUCCAUUUAUUUAGAUACAGCCAAAAAAAUGAAGAAACCCUCCAUUCAAACUCGUUUCUUCAGAUCCCCAGAAAUUCUUCUGGGUUUGCCCUUUUCUGAGAUGAUUGAUAUUUGGUCACUUGGUUGCAUUAUGGCAGAAUUGCAUCUAGGAAGCCCUCUUUACCCUGGACAGAAUGAGUAUGACCAAAUUCGCUACAUAUGUUCAACCCAGGGGAUGCCCAACAGACAUUUAUUGAGUGAGGGCAUGAAAACGUACAACUUCUUUACCAAAAAAGCAGAUAAGUUUAAACUCAAAUCAAAAAAAGAAUUCUACUUAGAAACACAUGUAAAACCUCUUGAAAAAAGGAAAUUUAUCUUUCAAUCCUUGGAUGACUUGGAAUUGGUGACUGCCCAGCCGUCUAAAGAACGUACUGAGGCACUGGCUGAAUAUGAGGAUUUAAAAGCCAUGGUUGAUCUUAUUAAAAGGAUGCUAACUUGGGACUCCCAUGAAAGAAUAGAUCCUAAUGCAGCCCUGAGUCAUCCAUACAUUUCACUGUCAGAUAUGAAGAUCAAGUAUAAAUACACUGAAUAUUUGCAGCUCUCUACUUCUAGCCUAAAUAAUGCAUUAAAGCAAUAUCAAAGUCAGCAGUAUACAGUGAGUCCAGAUAAUAACUGUGGACAAUGCCUGGCUGAUUACCACCAUGAAGAGAAGAAGCAGGGGUUGGCAUCCAUGUCUCCUUUAUCAAGAAACAAUGACUCAGUGGACCUCAAGUUCACUGAAGACCUUACAAAAAAGGUUUCAGAAGUGAAAAAUCACUUACCUGAAAUAUCUUUAGGGACUCCUGAUUCAUGUUACCUCCCAGCCUACAAAAUAAACCUACCCAAUAGCAAACAGACAGAAGAUAUCACAACGCAUAAUUUAUUCAUCAAAGAUGUUUCUAAAAAUGAUGUUCGAGUGAGAGGAAAUAACAGCACUAACCAUCGUGGAAGCCCACCCUCUACAUCAAGCAAACAUCGCCAAAUGUACAAGCGUCUCAGACAGCCAUCAACGGAGGAUUCACAAGACCCUCCUCAAAAAAUGAGGAUUAUUUCUAAUUAA